This is a messenger RNA of Lolium perenne, 1562 nucleotides long. Its product is annotated as F-box protein At2g26160. Gene Ontology annotation, molecular function: protein binding. The record is from RefSeq and is a predicted model, not a curated record. NCBI's taxonomy places the organism in Eukaryota, Viridiplantae, Streptophyta, Magnoliopsida, Poales, Poaceae.
GAGAUGCUCUCAGCCCUUUCAUUCCUAAACCCCACUCCACUCCAUGGCUUCUCCCCUGCCCACCCACGACCAGGUUCCGAUCCCCAUCGAUGCGAGCUUCGCCGGAGACACCAAGGCCUCCGCCCCUGGCUUCCCUACUGCCCUGCCCCUGCCUCUCGCCGACAAGGCCACUACGCAGUCAAUAAGUUGCAUGAUCGAGGCUGAACAGUUGGUACCUUGGUCAGAUCUUCGUCCGGAACUCGUGGUUCUUGUGCUCAAGCGCCUCCCUUCCCUGGCUGACCGUAUUCGUCUGAGAGCAGUCUGUCACCCAUGGCGUUCUGGUACUAUCUCACACUCACAGGUUCUUCCCCGCCCAUUCCCGUGGCUCACCCUCCCCGAUGGAACCUUCUUCAGCAUCCCAGGUGGUGAGGUUCACUGCAUUCCUGUUCCUGAUGGUGCUUGCUGCCAUGGCUCCAUUGGCAGCUCGCUGUUCCUCAUGAGCAGUGAUGGUGCCUUUUCAUUGCUGGACCCUUUCUCCAAGACCACAUUGCAGCUUCCUAAUCUAGUCACUGCUUGGCAGAGGGAGAUAGAUGACGCCCAUGCAGCCGGUGUCCCAGUUUCCUAUAAGUUGGUUGCACCCUCGCCCAUGGGCUCAUCACCCAAGUUGCUUGCUGCCGCGCUGAACAGUGGCAGUGGUUAUUCCGAUAAUCUUUGUAUUAUCAAACCACAAGUUGCCACCUUCCUAUUCAGACUCUCGGCGGAACCAUUUCCGCUUGUGGAUUUUGCAUUCUUCGAUGGACGGCUGCACGUGGUCUCUGAAUUUUUCAAGCUUUUCAUCGUUGAUUUCUCCGAAAACCUUGAAAACAAUCCAAACAUCAACUGCGCAAUUGACUCUGUUGGUGAUAUUCUUGGAGCUCCUCCAUACUUGAACCCAAUGGGGUGUUAUGAACUCAAGCAGUAUCUAGUUGAAAGUGGUGGUAAAUUGUUGAUGGUGCAACGCUUUAUGAUCUCCGCAGGGGGUUUCAGGGAUACUAAUAAUCAGACUGUUGGAUUUAAGGUCCUUGAGGCAGACAUGCGGACCUACCCUGGUCAGUGGAGGAUGGUGAGUGAUUUGGGUGGUCAUGCGCUCUUUCUUGGCAAACAAAGCUCCAAGUCCCUGCCUGCUGGAGAAGGCUGUGGACCACAAGCGGAUUGCAUCUACUUCAUCUGCGACUAUCCUUGCCCGGAGGCUUCUGCAAACCCUCUACGCGAUUCUGGCAUAUACAACAUGAGAAGUGGGACGUUGAGGCCAUUGCAUUCAGGGACUCCAGCAGUGCCACAACGCCAAGCUGGCCAGUGGGGCCUGACAUGGUUUUUCCCUCCUGAAGCUGUGUUUCAACCCAGCGUUGUUUGUCGACCUUUCUGAUGAGCCUGGGUUCUGCUUAUCUUUAUCCUACUAGUAUGUUAUCAUAUCGUUUUAAAUUAGUACUAUUGAUGGUGUGCACUUUCAAGUCCUGCGGGGAAUCUUUAUUUGAUAAUGUAAUCGAAUGCUUAAGACUAUCAUUGUGAAACUUAAUGUAAUGUCAGUAUGGUUAUGCGUUUUA